AUGGCACCAAAGGAAACCAUUCUCAAUGAUUUUAAUGGCCGUGUUUCAUGGAAAUCCACCGGUCCUAGCUUGGCAAAGAUAAAGGAGAGGUUUACUCACCAUGAUCUUUUGGAUAGGGCUUUGCAGACCCAAUUCAAGUCUAUAUUCCAAGCCCCGACAUUAUUAUUUUCAGGAACCAUACUCCAUCAGAUGCUUAUCAGAAAAGUCAGUUCAAAUUCGAAGGAGAUAAGGUUCAUGGUCAAAGGUAAGGAGGUCUGCUGGGGCAUGAAGGAUUAUGCAUUGGUGACAGGCCUCAACUUUGGCAGAUUUCCGUUGGUGGAGGAGGUUGAAGAAUGUCCACCCCUUGUCCUCAAAUAUUUUAAGGGUAAAAAGGAUGUUAAACUGAAAGAGCUUGAAGACCUUUUCGUCGGAUGCUCUGAUAAGGAGGAUUCAUGGAAGAUGGGGCUCAUAUUUCUCAUUUACCAGUAUCUGUUCGCAUCUGAUAACAGGAGGAAGAUAAGUUUAAGAAUCUUUCACAUGGUGGAAGACAUGGAGAUGUUCCUCCAAUUUCCAUGGGGAAAGGUGUCCUUCAGAGCUACCCUGCAGGGUAUUGACAAAGAUAUCAAAUACCUCCGUGGAUUAUAUCUCUCGAAGAAGAAAAACUGGAACAAGAAAGGCGUAUGUGAUGUCGCUUAUACUAUACAUGGGUUCGCACUAGCAUUCCAAGUGUGGACCUAUGAGCUUAUCGAUACAUUCGUCCCCAAUUUUGCUGAAAAGACACCGGAAGAUGAUCUUACAAGCCCAAGGAUAGUGCUCUAUAAAUCUUUUAGGAGUUAUACCGGACCUGAGGUAUCUACAGCCAUCCAGGAGUGCACUGUUCGAAGAAGAAUUCAUGAGUCUGCGGAGGAGAAGCGGAUGUACUCUGGGGACGACUUUGAAGAUAUGACAAACAACAUUUAUGAUGAAUUCUUUGGAUGUGAUACGAGGAAGAGAAAGAUUGAGGUUUUUGAAGAAGAAGAAAAACAUGAAAGGACUCCCAAACCGCCGACCAAGAAGAGUAGACAUAUUAGUCCCAAGGUCCCUGAAGUUAGUGGUGAAACUAGCCAAGAAAGCUCCUCUCAUUCAAUCCCUUCUGCGACGACUCCUAUUCCAACUGUGUCUACAUCUUGUGCACCAAAUCGAGUGUCUCAAGACUUAACUGCCAAACUUGAUGUGCUGACAAAUGUUGUGAAUGAGAUUAAAAAGGAUGUGAAUGAGAUUAAAAGUGAAAUCAAGCUCAUGAAGGACAAUCAACAACUUAUAAUCACAUUAUUGGGGCAAAGAAAUGAACAAAAGAAUGGUGGAGGAGAAGAAAAAGAAGAGGCAGUUACAGCUGCAAUUGAUACUCAGAAGAGGACGACAAAGAGAAAGAAUAAUAAUCUUGUUGAGAAUAGAACGAAGAGGAAGAAUGAUGAUGUUGAUAAUGAGAAUAGGACGAAGAGGAAGAAUGAUGAGUUGAUGAACUCUAAGAGGAAGAAGACUGAGGAUGAUGAUGAGAUUACAAGAAAGAGGAAUGAGAGGAAGGAGAGGCGAGAGAGGCUGGCGAUUUUAUCAAAGAAGAGGAUUGCUGAUGAGUUGGACAAGAAGAGGAAUGCUGAGAAGUUGGCCAAGAAGAGGAAGGCUGAGAAGAGGAAAUCGAAAAAGAACGAUGAGGAGGAGGAGGACGAGUACGAGGACGAGGAGACUAAGGAGGAGGAGACUUUGGAGAAGGACGAGGAGACUGAGGAGGAGGACGAGGAGACUGAGGAGAUAGAUGAAAUCUGUCAUCUACUGAAACGAAGGGUUGAGGAGUUCCCUAAGACAUAUCCAAGAAAUUUCUCAAUUGCUGACUCCAAUUUAUCUCAGAAGAUGAGUAAUCGCUAUGAAGUGUUCACCCCGAAUCCUGCAGGCUACGAAUUCGACGAUCUCAUGGAAUACGUAAUUGGUGAAGGAAGUAAUCCUUGGAAUAUUGUUGAUAUGAUAUACGUACCCUUGAACAUAAAGCAGAAGCACUGGGUCCUGUGCAAGAUUCAUCUUCAAGAUUGGUGCAUAUAUGUAUAUGACUGCGAACAGAAUAUGUUCCCAAAGGAUGAAUAUGACACAUUCUUGGAACCAAUGUGUGUAAUGGUGCCGUACUUGCUUGAACAGGGGUUCAGCACGAGCGAUAAACAAAGGUUUCCACAGAUCAAAUUGGAUGCGAUGCCAUAUUCCAUAAUACCACACCCAAUAGUCCCAAAGACAACCAAAAGUGGGGACUGUGGGGUUUUUACUAUUAUGCAUUUGGAAUACCUUACUGCCUCAUUGGAUAUAUCAAAUGUGGUCACUGAAAAUAUGAAUUUUUGGAGAAACAAAUGGGCAGUAAGGUUAUUCCAUCAAAUUGUAGACCCUUGA
This is a messenger RNA of Impatiens glandulifera, 2388 nucleotides long. RefSeq lists its product as uncharacterized. The record is from RefSeq and is a predicted model, not a curated record. The transcript has 2 exons. The coding region runs from base 1 to 2388 and encodes 795 amino acids. Gene Ontology annotation, biological process: proteolysis. Gene Ontology annotation, molecular function: cysteine-type peptidase activity. Lineage: Eukaryota; Viridiplantae; Streptophyta; Magnoliopsida; Ericales; Balsaminaceae.